This is a messenger RNA of Episyrphus balteatus (marmalade hoverfly), 3508 nucleotides long. RefSeq names its product protein trachealess (gene trh). Lineage: Eukaryota; Metazoa; Arthropoda; Insecta; Diptera; Syrphidae. The transcript has 9 exons. The coding region runs from base 119 to 2776 and encodes 885 amino acids. Gene Ontology annotation, biological process: regulation of transcription by RNA polymerase II. Gene Ontology annotation, molecular function: DNA-binding transcription factor activity, RNA polymerase II-specific; RNA polymerase II transcription regulatory region sequence-specific DNA binding; protein dimerization activity. The record is from RefSeq and is a predicted model, not a curated record.
UCAAGUCAACUUAAUGAGUGCGUUCAGACAAAAGUGCAACAAAUUUUUGAAAAUUAAUAAGAAGUGAAAAUACUUCCGCGGUGUUGAAAAGGACAAUAUUCAUUUUGAAAAACUCAUAAUGUUACCGUAUCAAGCCGUAGCUAUGGAUUAUGCUGGUUAUCAAAGACAAAGUUCAAGUGUUCCAACGGGACCGAUGGCCAUGGGGUCAUUGGGAAUGGGUGGCUCACCAUUUGGACAUUCAUGGCUGGUACCAACUCAGGAUCUUUGUGCAGUUCCUUACAAACAAAUGCCAAAUCAGCAUCAGAAUGGAGGCAUGCAUCCAAAUCAGCAAUCUCUGGAACCUGGAAUUUUAGAAUUACGAAAAGAAAAGUCACGAGAUGCGGCCAGAUCCAGACGUGGCAAAGAAAACUAUGAAUUUUAUGAAUUAGCCAAAAUGCUUCCAUUACCUGCCGCCAUUACUAGCCAGUUGGACAAGGCAUCAAUAAUAAGACUGACAAUAAGUUAUCUAAAGUUAAGAGAUUUUUCAAGUCACGGUGAUCCACCAUGGACGCGGGAUAGUUCAACAAAUAGUAAAGUUUUAAAAAUGUUUUCUUGCCGCUUUUCAGGCGCAGCCAUUCGAAGAAGUCCUGCCGUUGAACUUUUUGAACAGCAUCAAGGCACUCAUAUUCUUCAGUCAUUAGAUGGUUUUGCACUAGCUGUCGCGGCUGAUGGAAGAUUCUUGUACAUAUCAGAAACAGUGUCCAUAUAUUUAGGCCUGUCACAAGUUGAAAUGACAGGCAGCAGUAUAUUUGACUAUAUCCAUCAAGCUGAUCAUGCUGAAAUAGCUGAACAGCUUGGACUAAGUCUUACCAGUGGAGGCAGCGGUAGUAAUGGAGCUGGUCUGGCGUCUCCUUCAUCGGGUGCAUCUGAUGAAGGUGGUGGCAAUCAUGGCACAAAUAAUCCUGAUGUUUCCGCCCAAAUGUGUAUUAAUUCAACGACGAUGUAUAAAGGAUUUGAAAGAUCUUUUUGUGUUCGAAUGAAGUCGACGCUUACAAAGCGUGGCUGCCAUUUCAAAUCUUCUGGUUACAGGGUUGUUUUAUUGUUAUGUAAACUACGACCGCAGUACACAUUUUCGCACACAAGAAAAUCACAACCACCUCUGCUUGGUAUGGUAGCACUGGCGAUAGCAUUACCACCACCAUCCGUGCAUGAAAUUCGAUUAGAAUGUGAUAUGUUUGUGACGAGGAUUAAUUUUGACUUCCGAAUAGCACAUUGUGAACCAAGAGUAUCAGAUCUUUUGGAUUAUAGUCCGGAGGAAUUAGUUGGAAAGAAUUUAUACAAUUUAAUUCAUGGUGAAGAUGCUAACAAAAUGAGAAAAAGUCAUAUGGAUUUAAUAGAAAAGGGACAAGUUCUAUCACCCUACUACAGAAUGAUGAACAAAACUGGAGGUUAUACUUGGCUGCAAACAUGUGCAACAGUAGUUUGCAGUACAAAAAAUGCCGACGAACAAAACAUUAUUUGCGUUAAUUACGUAAUAAGCUGUCGUGAAAAUGAACAUCUUAUCUUGGAUACCUGUCAACUAGAACCAAGUGCAGAUUCUGUCAAAAACGAAGAAUCAGGAACAGACAAAGGUGCUGGUUCACCUGGUGGUGAUCCCUCUACUGAAGGUCAUCCAGGAUCUGCAUCCGAUUCGAAAACAUCUUCUUCACCAAAAACUGACAACGACAGUCAUCAUCGGACUAGGGCACGAAGUAGCACAACAAAUGUUAACAAUACAUCCAUAUCAAUGGCAAAAGAUGCAUCGACUGUUGUUGCUGGUACAUCGUUAGGAGAAGAAUCGAUUCCAACAGCGUUAACCCCCAACACUGUAACGGCUCCUACAAAAAGAGGUCAAAAGAGAAAAAUCAAAGUUGAAGAGGAAAUUGUAUCAAACAACGAAACUGCAAUAUCAUCACCUGAUCAAAGAGAAACCCCUCGAAGUCGCCAUCCUUCUGUCAUUGAGGAGCAUGCUGAAACCUCAGUCAAGGAUCUCGAGAAUGCCAUGUCAAAACAUUUACCCUCGCCAGGUGGAAGCUCUGCAACAACUGACUUUAGUGCUGAUGCCCUUUUAAAGCAACAACAACAGCAGCAACAACAACAGGAAAAGAGCAGUACGAUUCAGUGGAUUGGUACGCCGCACUAUCAACAACCGCCACCAAUGCCUGCCUCGACACUUCUUCGACAAUUGUAUGCCAAUCGGGAAAGCGUUAUACGUGCAACAGCUCGACAAACACCAACGGGUGUCUUCUAUAGUGACAACCAAGGUGGUCCACUUCCAACGCCACCUGGAAGUGAAUCCUCGUACGAUAACCAAUAUCUGCUGCAUGGACACACACCUCAAAAAUCAACAGAUGCGUUUACAAACCUCGUGUCAACGUAUGGUGGUUACCACAGUUCGAUAGAUUAUCAUAAUGCCAUGACCCCACCAAGCUCUGUGUCCCCCAGGGAUUCCAAUAACCUAGGUGGUAAGAACUCUUCACAUGGCUCGAAUGGUGGUUAUGAGUACGCUGAUCCGCUGCGUGGCGGUCAAUACAAUACUCCAACCAGUACUGAUUCGAGCUCAGCUCCACCUUUGCCUUUAAAACCUCAACCAUACUCAGCUGCUGCUGCUGCCAUGCAUCAUCAUGCGGCCAAUACAAUAGACCCCGCUUCGGCAUACGGCAACCUCGAACAACCCCAAUAUUUUUCCCCACACUCCGGCUUCCACUUGUACCAUAAAGGUGGCCCAUCUACAAGUUGGUAUACAGCACCAUCGUAGACAGUGAAGUUCCAAUUGAAAGACAGCUAGAUGAUGAGCUUGACUUCGUAUUUUUGUUCGUGAAAUGUAACAUAACAGUUCUGUAACUAAAAACUAAUGAGGGUGAUUAUUCGGGGAUGAAGAAACAUGAAAUCCUAAAUGUGUCAUGUAACAAUCCAUCUCUGGAUGGCCUCGCGUUAUGAGUUCCAAUGAAGUGCGAAACUCAAUUUCAUAUGAGUUUCUUAUGUCAAAGUUAAUUCAAUAAAUGUCAUAUGGAACGAAAAGGCAACUGUCAAAAGAUAAUGUUAAUCAAUAAUCCCAAGUGAUUAUGUUUCUUAAUAGAUUGACAGAGAGCGUAAGUCAUCUAGCAACCUAACUGUAAAAAGCUUAUAUAAUGUACAUAGCAACAAAAAAGUUUAUCAAACAAAAUUAAAUUAGUUUUUACAAAAUUUCACUAAUUAAAUUUAAAACUAAAAUCAAAACUUAAAAUUUGUUAAAAAAUAAAAUUAAAAUUAAAUUAAAAAAAAAAAACAUUCAAUGUUGUUAAAUUAUUUUUAAGUAGUUAUUUACCUCCGUAUUCUUGUAAAAAGCAAACUACUCCUAUUGACUAACUAAUACUCAACUUAUAUUCAAAUACUCAAAUAUAUGAAAUAAAGAAGAAAAAAAACUUAAACAUGAUUAUUUAGUUAUAAUUAUUGCAAAACUAUGAAUGAACAAGAUUUUAAAGACUUAGAUAGUGUGCCAAUAAAAAAG